AUUCAGCAAGUUUACUUACGUCAACCCGCCAGGAAGAUGUCACACUAUCCGAACCAAGGUCACUUCCCGCACGGUCAACCGCUUCCGCACAAUCCACACGAGGGACCGAUUUCACACACCGUCUUCCCGCCGGACAUGAACCCAAACUAUCCCCAUCGACCGCUGCCGGAUCCAACCACAGGUCACUACUAUCCACCGGGAGGCGUACAUCCACCCGGGCACUAUCCUCCGCCACAUCUGAUGCCACCGUCGCUGGAUGAUCCACACUAUCCGCAGUAUCCACCGGGACACUAUCCACCCGGGCACUAUCCACCGGGUGUCAUCUAUCCACCCGGGCACUACCCACCGCACUAUCCGAUUCAUCAGCAGGCGGUCGCUUACGGAGGUUCCAACCCGAGGAAGACGGAGGAGAAAAAGUAGUUUUUGUUUUUGAAAAAGUGUCAAUAUAAAGUAGGCCUUGCUUAGAUAUAUUUUUCCCGUUGGAAAAUGGAACAUUUUCAUCGUCAUUCCGGAGUGCGAUUUUCGGCAGUACGUUUCGAAUAUUUUCUUAGUGACAGAAAAACGAAAAAAAAGUGUUAUGCCCAUUGUACUGUAUUUUUACAUUAAAGCAAAUUUUGCGUUAUUUACACGAUAAAAAUUGCACGAUGUAAAGAAAAAGGCAAAACUAGUGACACAUCCUUCUAUAAACAAUUCCUGUAUGUGUCGAUGACCUUAAAAAAAUUAGAAAAAAAACUACCAGUAUUACCUGGACUCGAACCGACAAUCUUUCACUCGCUGAGUACGCCUAUUCACGGAUAAAGUUUCAACGAGAAAUAGCUGAAUGAAUGUGUAUAUGUAAGGCAGUAGGCUUUGUCUUUCUUUAAUUCGAGUUUUGCCUUAUUGCAAAGCACCGAAUGACGUUUUUGCGCAUUGUUUAAAUUGUUGAUUUGAUUUGGUUGUAUAAAUCGUUGAAUUGGUCCAUAGUGCAAAUGAGAGCUUAUUUCGAUUAUUUUCCGUUUCGACUUCGACUAGCAUAUUAUGUAAAGAGUUAAAAGGAGCAUACGUAAAUGCAAUCGAGUUAUAACCGAACGAAAAAGUAAACAUAGAGAGAUGCUGCCAUUUGCCCACACGAUCCCUUGGAACAAGUUUGCUGCAAAUGUGAUUCGCUGAUAAGCUGUUAUCAAUCCUCCGUAGCUGCAACUGAUUACUCUACCCAGUUUGUCAGUAAGUAGCUUCAAACCGGACCGCGAAGAUGUCCCAGUACAACCAACCACUCCCCGACCAACAACUCUUCCCACCUGGACGGCGAAUGUCUCGUAAUUACGCCGACGAGACUCCAAUCACGCACACCGUUUUCCCACCCAAAAUGAACGCAAGUUUUAUGGUUCGACCGGAACCGUACACGGGUCACUAUCCCUCGCAACAGCUGCGGCCGCCGCCAUCGUUGUACAAUCAUCAUCCCAUGGGAGGACAUAACAAUCCGGCGGAUCAUCCUGCACCGAACUUCCCGCCAGGACGUUACCCACAGAAGUCUACUACUGGAUCGGGAGAUAGCCAAUGAUGGUGGAUCGUUUAGUGUGAAAUAGUGGACUUUAAAUAAACGUAAAUGGAAAUCUCA
This is a messenger RNA of Topomyia yanbarensis, 1597 nucleotides long. RefSeq lists its product as uncharacterized. The coding region runs from base 37 to 420 and encodes 127 amino acids. Lineage: Eukaryota; Metazoa; Arthropoda; Insecta; Diptera; Culicidae. The transcript has a single exon. The record is from RefSeq and is a predicted model, not a curated record.